AUGGAACAAACAAUCGCCGAGUUAAGACGUCAGCUCGAGGAAGAGAAGACAGCGCGAGAAGAGGAGAGACAGGCUCGAAAAGAGGAGAGACGAGCGCGAGAACAGGCAGAAGAGCGCGAGAAGCAGGAAGCAGAAGGAAGGCGCCAGGCAGAAGAGGAAGGAACCCGAGAGAAGGAGAAGACUCGACCAACUGCUUUCAUCGAACUCAUGCGACUUUCUCACAAUUUGCUCUCCCGACCGUUGAGGGUUGAGACACCAUCUCGCUCGACUAGCGGUAAAGUCCCUCAGCCCACUGGAAAAUACUGUCCGACACGUUUGGAAUGUUGGACAGACUGCCCAGAGCAACAGUCGGAGUUCUACAGGUCCGUAUGCAACUACCUACAAGUGGCACCCGGGGGGGCGCCGCGUUUGUUCUCAUCUUUGCAUGAGUUAGAAGGAUUGGGCAGGCGACUUUGCCGCAAACCUAUAAGCAGCGAGCAAGAACUGGAGGCUUAUGAGCGGUUCGCUGUGGAGGAACACGUCUAUGAUAUAAUACAGGCGUUGUGCAACAUUCCCGCUGCUCGCGAAGAGUUCGGCCUCGGCGAUGGCAUUCAGUUCAGCAAUCAUACGAACUCCUUGACCGCGAACACAGCUGUUGAGGCGGAAGCGAGCCAGCCUUCAAGCAUACAACACCCAAGGCCUGAUCAAUUUUGUAUUCAUCGCGUCGAUGGCGUCACAAAAAACCUUUUAACAAGUGUCGAGUACAAGCCCCCGCACAAGCUUCCCGUCGCAACCCUUCGAACCGGACUUCGACCAAUGGACUUAUGGAAGUAUUUGGUCCGAUCAAAUAAGAUACCCACGGACCAGGAAGCCAAGUUGAAAUACAACGCAGCGAAACUUGCCUGCUCCGCUCUUGUUCAGGAGUAUCAUGUGAUGAUCCAGGAGGGGCUCGAGUAUUCCUACGUGACCAACGGGAUCGCCCGUGUCCUGCUCCGCGUCCCACGCGAUGAUCCUAGCACACUUUAUUACUUCCUUUGUAAUCCUAACAGUGAGAUAUAUUCCGAAGACAGAGGUUCUUUCCAACAGCCCAGAAGUUCCAUUGCACGGACUCUAUGCCUGUGUUUGAUGGCUUUCCGCUCACCUGUGCGCGGCCAGGAGUGGAGGAAUUCUGUGCGACCUCAUCUUCGUACAUGGGAGACUAAUUUUGACCACACUCGUUCUCAGUUUUCUAAUACAGAAUUACAGCAGAUUGUCCUCCACUCGGACAGCACAACCAUAGAUUUCCCGAGUCCAGAAUCUGGCUCAUCUUACGCGCUGCCAUCAUCUCCACCGGAUUCGCCCACAGGAGGCGGUCGUCGGGUGCCCACCAGGUCCCAAGCUACCUGUGCUCCUCCUGACGAGCAACGCCGCUCCCAGUCGCCGGAGAUAUCUGAUUCCGAUCCGAACGCAACGGGACGGAAACGUGGAUUCAGCCAAGUCAUGUCCUCGCCGUCUACCCGACAAGCUACCGGUCGUCACGAAUCCAGAGACAACCAAGCCAGUCAGACACGGCGCCACAAUGCGCAAUUUUGCACACAGCGGUGCUUGCUUGGAUUGCAGACAGGAGGUGCCUUGGAUGACCGUUGUCCAAAUGUGAGAGUUCAUCGUCGGGGCCAAGAUAGCUUCAGACAUCUCAUCACCUCAGAGGAUCUGCUGCGCCUGCUUAAAACAGAAUUGGACGAAAACAUUGACCGCUGUAUACCUUUUGGAAGAUGCGGUUCAUAUGGUGCUCCCUUCAAAUUGACCUGUGCUGCAUAUGGUUAUACUGUCAUCGGGAAAGGAACCACGUCUGGAUUGUGGAAAGAAGUCUCCAGGGAAGCGCAGGUGUAUCAAAUUCUGCAGAAAGCUCAAGGGUCUGCUGUGCCUGUUUUCCUGGGUACGAUUGACUUGGCAAAAAUAUAUUUUCUUCAUGGGGCUGGAGAGAUUCGUCAUAUGCUCGUCAUGGGCUGGGGUGGGGAAAGCACAUCAACGAUGGAGCUGUCGCCUUGGCUUCGCGAAGAGAUGCGCAAGUCUUACAAGCAAAUCAAACAUUUGGGAAUUGUCCAUGAAGAUCUUCGGCGUGACAAUAUUCUUUGGAAUGAGGAAUUAGGACGGGCCUUAAUCAUCGACUUCCAUCGCACUACUUUGGGAUAUCGGCCAAAUCGACAUCGACUCCAAGCUGCAAAGCGACGUCAAUGUGGAACAGAGACAGAACCUACGAAACGUUUUCGUGUUUCUUGA
This is a messenger RNA of Penicillium angulare, 2238 nucleotides long. RefSeq lists its product as uncharacterized. Bases 1 to 2238 code for a protein of 745 amino acids. The transcript has a single exon. Lineage: Eukaryota; Fungi; Ascomycota; Eurotiomycetes; Eurotiales; Aspergillaceae. The record is from RefSeq and is a predicted model, not a curated record.